Molecule: messenger RNA, 2574 nt
Organism: Triticum turgidum subsp. durum (durum wheat)
Lineage: Eukaryota; Viridiplantae; Streptophyta; Magnoliopsida; Poales; Poaceae
Source: the annotation of a GenBank genome assembly
AUGAUUGCUGCUGUCACCUGGAUUUUUAAAGAUAGAUAUCGUGCACCAGUAGGUGAUAGGUUUCUGUAUAAGAUUAGCUGCUUCGUCAUCACAUAUUCUUCUUCUAGUGACAACUAUAAAAGUCAACACUUCUAUUUUAAUCUGGAUUUCACUGGUGUCCCAGCAGUUGUUGAUCUUGCUUGUAUGAGGGAUGCUAUGAGCAAACUUGGGAGUGACCCGAACAAAAUUAAUCCUCUGGUACCUGUAGACCUUGUUGUGGAUCAUUCAGUACAAGUUGAUGUGGCAAGAUCGGAAAAUGCUGUUCAGGCAAAUAUGGAGCUUGAGUUCAGCCGUAACAAGGAGCGGUUUGGAUUCUUGAAAUGGGGUUCCACUGCAUUCAAUAACAUGCUUGUUGUUCCACCUGGAUCUGGAAUUGUUCACCAGGUGAAUCUUGAAUAUCUGGCCAGGGUUGUCUUCAACAAUGGUGGGAUACUUUACCCUGAUAGUGUUGUCGGCACAGAUUCACACACAACUAUGAUAGAUGGUCUUGGUGUUGCUGGAUGGGGAGUUGGUGGUAUAGAGGCAGAAGCUACAAUGCUUGGGCAGCCAAUGAGCAUGGUCUUGCCAGCAGUUGUUGGUUUUAAGUUAUCAGGGAAGCUGAGGAAUGGAGUUACAGCCACAGACUUGGUUCUAACAGUAACUCAAAUGCUUAGGAAACAUGGUGUUGUUGGGAAGUUUGUUGAAUUUUAUGGGGGAGGUAUGGGUGAACUAUCUCUUGCUGAUAGGGCUACUAUCGCAAACAUGGCACCAGAAUAUGGUGCGACUAUGGGUUUCUUCCCAGUUGAUGCAAAGACAUUGGACUACCUGAAGCUAACUGGCAGAAGUGAUGAAACUGUGGCCAUGAUAGAGACUUACCUCCGUGCAAAUAAUAUGUUUGUCGACUACAAGCAGGUUCAAGCUGAAAGAGUGUAUUCAUCUUAUCUGGAACUUGACUUGGAUGAGGUGGAACCAUGUCUGUCCGGACCAAAACGGCCUCAUGAUAGAGUGACAUUGAAGAACAUGCAGUCAGAUUGGCUUUCUUGCCUGGACAACAAAGUAGGGUUCAAGGGUUUUGCUGUCCCCAAGGAAUCACAGGGUAAAGUUGCUGAGUUUUCAUUCCGUGGGACGCCAGCAAAGAUAAAGCAUGGUGAUGUUGUAAUUGCGGCUAUCACCAGUUGCACCAACACAUCAAAUCCUAAUGUAAUGCUGGGAGCUGCUUUGGUUGCCAAAAAGGCUUGUGACCUAGGCCUGGAGGUGAAACCAUGGAUUAAGACAAGUCUUGCGCCAGGUUCUGGUGUUGUGAAGAAGUACUUGGACAAGAGUGGUCUGCAGAAGUAUCUUAACCAGCUUGGUUUCAAUAUUGUUGGCUAUGGGUGUACAACGUGCAUAGGAAACUCUGGAGAUCUUGAUGAAUCCGUAGCUGCUGCAAUUACCGACAACGAUGUUGUCGCUGCUGCUGUGUUGUCUGGGAACAGGAAUUUCGAAGGCCGUGUACAUGCGUUGACCCGAGCAAAUUAUCUCGCAUCUCCCCCAUUGGUUGUGGCCUAUGCUCUCGCUGGCACGGUUAAUAUUGAUUUUGAGAAAGAACCAGUAGGCAUCUCAAAAGAUGGGAAAGAGGUUUUCUUCAGGGAUAUUUGGCCUACCACUGAUGAGAUUGCUGAGGUUGUUAAGGCGAGUGUGCUCCCAGACAUGUUCAAGGGCACAUAUGAGGCAAUCACCAAAGGAAAUCCUAUGUGGAAUGAGCUGCCAGUAUCAGCAAGCACUCUCUACCCAUGGGAUCCAAAAUCAACAUACAUCCAUGAGCCUCCUUAUUUCAAGGAUAUGACAAUGACCCCUCCUGGCGCACGGCCUGUGAAGGAUGCGUAUUGUCUUCUCAACUUCGGUGACAGUAUCACAACUGAUCACAUAUCCCCAGCUGGAAGCAUCCACCCAGACAGCCCAGCUGCCAAAUAUCUAAAGGAGCGCAAUGUUGAAAGGAAGGACUUCAACUCAUAUGGCAGUCGACGAGGGAACGAUGAGAUCAUGGCUAGGGGAACUUUUGCCAACAUUCGCAUUGUGAACAAGUUCUUGAAGGGAGAGGUUGGCCCCAAAACCGUCCAUGUUCCAUCAGGGGAGAAGCUUGCUGUUUUUGAUGCUGCUAUGAAAUACAAGAAUGAAGGGCAUGACACUAUCAUCCUGGCUGGUGCUGAGUAUGGCAGUGGAAGCUCAAGGGAUUGGGCUGCAAAGGGUCCAAUGCUUCAGGGAGUGAAGGCCGUGAUAGCCAAGAGUUUUGAGAGGAUUCACCGUAGCAAUCUUGCUGGAAUGGGCAUCGUCCCUCUAUGCUUCAAGGCUGGGGAGGAUGCCGACAGUCUUGGCUUAACUGGCCAUGAGCGUUACACCAUCCAGCUUCCGACUGAUGUGAAUGAAAUCAAGCCUGGCCAAGAUGUUACAGUCACAACCGACAACGGCAAGUCGUUCACGUGCACACUCCGCUUUGACACCGAGGUGGAGCUUGCUUACUACACCCAUGGUGGUAUUCUACCAUAUGUCAUCAGAAAGAUUGCAGCCGAGCAAUAG